This is a messenger RNA of Calidris pugnax (ruff), 726 nucleotides long. It is a transcript of the gene ZNRF1, whose product is annotated as zinc and ring finger 1, E3 ubiquitin protein ligase. The transcript is spliced from 7 exons. Lineage: Eukaryota; Metazoa; Chordata; Aves; Charadriiformes; Scolopacidae. The coding region runs from base 1 to 540 and encodes 179 amino acids. The record is from RefSeq and is a predicted model, not a curated record.
AUGCGCAAAGCCGGGGGCGGCCUCUCGGGGAGCGCGCCGGGCCUCACGGGUGGUAACGACCCCCACUUAGGCCCGGCCUGCCCGAGGGCCCCGGGCGGCGGUGGCGGCGGCGGUGGCGGCGGCGGUCCGGGCUCCGACUCCACGUACGCCCAUGGCAACGGUUACCAGGAGACGGGAGGCGGUCACCAUAGAGACGGGAUGCUGUACCUGGGCGCCAGGGCCUCGCUGGCCGAUGCGCUGCCCCUCCACAUCGCACCGCGGUGGUUCAGCUCGCACAGCGGUUUCAAGUGCCCCAUUUGCUCUAAAUCCGUGGCUUCUGACGAGAUGGAAAUGCACUUUAUCAUGUGUCUGAGCAAACCUCGCCUCUCCUACAAUGAUGACGUGCUGACCAAGGACGCGGGCGAGUGCGUGAUCUGCCUGGAGGAGCUGCUGCAGGGGGAUACGAUAGCCAGGCUGCCCUGCCUCUGCAUUUAUCACAAAAGCUGUAUAGACUCAUGGUUUGAAGUGAACAGAUCUUGCCCGGAGCAUCCUUCUGAUUGACCCGCCGGGCGUGCUUGCUGACUUCUCUCUAAGGGCACCUUGCUAUUACCUGCUGUACCUCCUCUCCCCGUCCUCCCCGCCCCGCCUGGAGUUUUGGGCUGACUUUAAAUUCCUCGAGAAGACAAAAAUAAAAACCCAGAAACUUGAAUCCACUUGGGACAACAGCGAAUUAUUAUAAUUUUUUUA